GAGGUUGCGUGUUAGGGUACACAGUUAUACACUGUCAUUAAAAGCUCUGUGGUCUCCCCCGUUCCUAUUCCCUGCAGCUAAGAAAAACUAGUCAGUUUUUCGGUAGGCUUUCUUCACUCCAAGUAAACUAUUUCCAACCUCCCGCGAACAUAACACUUUUUGACCUAUGAAGGAUCCGUAAAAUCUCGCGAUACGCUCAGCUCGCGGGGAAGCUGUUAUGGCCGCGCUUCUGUAUAACCAUGGAGCUCUGAACUAAGGAAAGCUACGGCAUGUGUUUUCUUUCAUAUUUAGAAGCGACGUGUGUGUGUGAUCUUGACAACUUUAAAGCCAUUUGGAAGUGUUUCAGUGGCUAGGAAAAUGAAAAACAGAGCAGGUUCCUUUUUAUGGAACCUCAGACAAUUCAGUACUUUAGUUCCAACAGGCAGAACUGUGAGGCUGUAUCCUUCGGGAUUUUGCAGACCAAAAAUUGUUUAUUCAAACUGGAACCUUUUCCAAAGUUACUUAAGUAACUUUGAUAAUAGAAUGCAGUCAUCUAUUAGAUAUCUCUUUCAGGAUGCCUUAAUUUUUAAAUCAGGAGGUGAUGGCUUUCAAACAAAGGGCAUAAGCACUGUAACAGUCCUUACAGUUGACAGACUACUUUGUCCUAGAAGACUGUCCUUUAACUCAGAACACUUUGUCUCUGAUAAUGGAUUGAAGAAAAACUUUCAUCAUGAGCCUUCCAAUGAAGAUGUUCUCACCAAGAGAACAAAACCAACCCCGAUCAACUGUAGAAAACUGUCUCAGGAGUGUAAUUCCCUGAGUGAUGUGUUAGAUAUAUUUUCAAAAGCACCUACAUUUCCUAGUAGUAACUAUUUCUCAGCCAUGUGGACAAUUGCCAAACGGAUGUCUGAUGACCAGAAGCGCUUUGAAAAACAAUUGAUGUUUAACCACCCUGCGUUUAGCCAGCUGUGUGAACAAAUUAUGAGAGAAGCCAAGAUCAUGCACUACGACAACCUGCUGUUUAGUCUUCAUGCUAUGGUGAAGCUCGGGAUUCCUCAGAAUACGCUACUCGUACAGACUUUGCUGAGGGUGGUCCAGAGAUGCUGUUUAUUGUGGACUGACUCUGAACGUAUCAAUGAGUGUGAUGAGACAUGUCUUUCAGUUUUGUCAGCUAUCUUAGAGGCAAUGGAGCCAUGCAAGAAUGUGGAUGUUCUUCGAGCAGGAUUGCGGAUGCUAGUUGAUCAGCAAGUUUGGAAAAUAGAACGUGUCUUCACAUUACAAACUGUAAUGAAGUGUAUUGGAAAAGAUGCACCGAUUGGUCUUAAAAGGAAAUUGGAGAUGAAAGCCUUGAAAGAAUUAGACCAAUUUUCUGUUUUGAAUAGCCAGCACAUGUUUGCAGUACUGGCCGCCAUGAAUCACCGCUCCAUUGUCCUUUUGAAUGAGUGCAGUAAGAUAGUCACAAGUAAUAUCCAUGGGUGUCCUUUUAACAUAUUGAUCAGCAUAUUGCAGUCUUGCAGAGACCUCCAAUACGUUAAUAUAGAUCUUUUUAAGGGAAUAGCAGAUUAUGUGGCUACAACUUUUGACAUGUGGAAGUUGAAAAAAGUUCUUUUUCUCCUCAUCUUAUUUGAAAACUUUGGCUUUCGACCUGUUAGUUUGAUGGACUUGUUUAUGAAGAAAGCAGCAGAUGAACCUGGCUUCCUAAACGUGAAAAGCCUUGUCUCUAUUCUUCAUGUGUAUUCUUCUCUCAAUCACUUCCACAAAUGCUGGACUCACAAGUUCCUAGAAGUUAUGGCUAGUGCUCUCACUGGUAGUCUUCACCACAUCUCUUCUGAAAACCUGUUGAAUGCUGUGUGUUCGUUUUGCUUGAUGAACCAUUUUCCCCUGGCCCCUAUUAAUCAGCUUCUUCAAAAGGACAUCAUCCAUGAUCUGUUGACGUCAGGUGACGUGGAGAGGAAUGUUCACAAGCUUCAUGUUUUGGCUGCCUGUCUAAAACUUGAAGCUCCUUGUCACAAGGACACACACUUAGUUCUGCCACAGCUGCCCCCCACGCCAUUACAUCCACAUGCAAAGGUUGCCGAGGUGCUGAGUAGCCUUCUGGGAGAAGGAUGCUUCUCAAAAAGUGUAUGGUUGCCACAUAAUUAUUAUAUUGAUUUUGAAAUCAGAAUGGAUGCUAACAGGAGCCAAGUGCUUCCAUUUUCUGACGUGGAUGCGGUAACUUCUGCUACAAAUAUUCAAAGAGUAGCUGUACUCUGUGUUCCUAGAUCUACGUACUGUUUGGAUUCAACCCACCCCAGAGGAUUCCUUGCUAUGAAAAUGCGGCAUUUGAAAGUAAUGGGUUUUCAUGUGAUCUUGGUCAAUAAUUGGGAGGUGGAAAAACUAGAGAUGAAGGAUGCAGUCACAUUUUUGAAGACUAAAAUCUAUUCACCGGAAGCACUUUCUACUGCUGAUAUAGAUUUACAAAGCACAUGUUAAAGUAAAAAGCAACCUUUUAAUGUUAUUAGACAUAAAUUUAUAAAAAUAACUUUAAUAAAGACUACAAUUCA
This is a messenger RNA of Balaenoptera ricei (Rice's whale), 2522 nucleotides long. It is a transcript of the gene FASTKD2, whose product is annotated as FAST kinase domains 2. Bases 358 to 2451 code for a protein of 697 amino acids. Gene Ontology annotation, biological process: regulation of mitochondrial mRNA stability; mitochondrial RNA processing. The transcript has 13 exons. NCBI's taxonomy places the organism in Eukaryota, Metazoa, Chordata, Mammalia, Artiodactyla, Balaenopteridae. Gene Ontology annotation, molecular function: RNA binding. The record is from RefSeq and is a predicted model, not a curated record. Gene Ontology annotation, cellular component: mitochondrial matrix; ribonucleoprotein granule.